Molecule: messenger RNA, 1527 nt
Organism: Dromiciops gliroides (monito del monte)
Lineage: Eukaryota; Metazoa; Chordata; Mammalia; Microbiotheria; Microbiotheriidae
Gene: LRRN4CL
Product: LRRN4 C-terminal like
Exons: 2
Coding region: 138-890 (250 amino acids)
Molecular function (GO): protein binding
Source: RefSeq, a predicted model, not a curated record
CAAAAUCAGGCAGUGGAGCUUGACGGCCAUUGAGAUUCACCCCCAGCGCUGUUAGGAGAGCCCCCACCCCCGAUCGCAGAAACGCCUCGUCCCUCUUCCAGAACUACUAGAUGGGUUAACGGAGUUCCUUUUUGACCAUGCUGAAUUUAGCCUGUUUCCUGAAGUUUCUGGCUGUUGUCUUCUUUUUACCACACCUGGCUUGGUCUUCCUCUUCAGAGGACUAUGAGGAAGAGGAGGAGGAGGAGGGAGAGAAGACCCCCCCUCCUAAGAUUGGUCUCUGCGAUUACGACCGAUGCCGACAUUUGCAAGUGCCCUGUAAAGAACUCCAGGGCCCUGAUGGUGCAGCCUGCCUCUGCCCGGCUACCUCCAGUCCCCACCAGCCUCCAGACCCUCCCCGUCUUGGAGAAGUGCAUAUCUGGGCAGACCAGGGCCGGGCAGCAGUCCACUGGUGUGCUCCCUCUUCCCCUGUGGAUGAAUAUCGGCUUCGCCUCUGGGAAGCAGGUACUCCUGUCAGAGCCCGCCCUCCUGCUCUGUUCAACAGCACCGUCCGGAGGGCAGAGCUGCAAGGACUGCAGCCUGGAGAAGCUUAUGUCCUCUGCGUGGUGGCCUCGAAUGACGCUGGGAAAAGUUCUGUUCCGGAGGCACUUGAGGGAGCCUUGGAUGCAGACGAGGCUCCCCUGCCUACCGCCUUUCCUUUAUUUGGACCGUGCCGCUAUCUUUCCAUCCCCCCCAGACCCCGGACCCUGGUACAUGUGGCUGUGGGGAUGGGGAUAGCCUUGGUCUGCAUAAGCUCUGCAGCCUUGCUGUGGCAUUUCUGUCUCCGGGAGCGCUGGGGUUGCCCCCACCAGCCCAGAGCUGCAGCUGCUUCCAGAGCCAGGGAGGACCUUUAAAUGCGAUCCCCACUAGCUUAAGAACCAUGGACAGAAAAAAACAGGGUGGGUGACCUGACUUGCACUGGGCCUAGUGAAGGAGGGAGCUCCCUCCUGAGGGAAGGGUACCAAACCCCACGCCCCAGGGCGGAGUUCCUCACGUUGUGCCCCCCCCCCCAAGGGCUAAGAGCCUGGGAUUGCUGGAUGUGACUGGCCUCCUUCUUUAGAUUAAUCCUGAAGAGAGAAGACUUUGCUUCUUUUCUUCUUCUUUUCUUCAAAGACUACCGUCUUUGCUUUUUGCUGACAAAUAAAUCCAUGUGAUGGAGCCCAGACUUUUGUGUGAGCAUGGAUAGGGUGGAUGGGGACCUGGCGAGAGGGAGGAAACCCCUUCUUGGAGCUGUGCCAGGGUGGGGGCAUCCAGAGAGUGGACUGGCUGAGGCCGCUGGUGCUAAGACACUUCUCCCCAUUUAAGAGAUGGACAAACAGGUCUGAGGAGGGGAAGGGACUUGCCCCCAGCCAUCUACCUAUGCCCCUCCCCAGGAGACUUGCAAAGUGUCUGAACAUGGAAAUGAGCUCCAUCCCCCUGAAUCCAAAUGCCCUGUUCUUUCCAUUUUGGGAGGUGGGCUGUCUCCAAACAGGAAAAAGUUAAUUUUCUGCU